Amphibalanus amphitrite is the source of this 3045-nucleotide messenger RNA. RefSeq names its product SAM and SH3 domain-containing protein 3-like. Gene Ontology annotation, molecular function: protein binding. The transcript is spliced from 6 exons. Lineage: Eukaryota; Metazoa; Arthropoda; Thecostraca; Balanomorpha; Balanidae. Bases 355 to 1590 code for a protein of 411 amino acids. The record is from RefSeq and is a predicted model, not a curated record.
GCGGCGGGGAGCGCGCCGGGCGGCGGGGAGCGCGCCGGGCGGCGGGCAUCAGUUGGUGGCGUCCGGCCGGCCGGCGUGGAGCGUGCACAGAGGGCCGGCGGCAGGGGCGAGCGGCGUGCACAGGCGGCGUGCACACAGCGCAGUGCACAGUGUGGUGCACGCGUCGGUUAGUACCGUCUGCCUGAGCUGUGUGAGCACAGUAAUGUGCUGAUUGGUGAACUGAGGCGAGGGAGCCGCAAAACAUUCAGUGCUGGUGCUGUGUUGAGUAGAGGCGGACUCUCUGAGCUGAGGACAAAGUGUGGUGCGAGGACUGAGUAGAGAGACGUGACUGCUGUUUGUUUGGUACUGGUUACCAUGGAGACCGUGAGGGACAAUCAGGAAGGACCGGUGAGUCUGGAGCCAGAUGUCUGGAUUCAGGAUACAUCCAUCCGGGACACUCCUGGAAACACCCCGGAGUCCACCAGGAGUCAGGAGACUCCCGUCAAGAGUCAGGAGAAGGGCGGAGGUCUCCUGGGAAAGCUGCGCCGUCGCUCCUCAUCCGCCAGCACCACUCCUGUGAAGGGACGCUCACAGCAGAGGACACUCAGCGAGGACCCCGACAUGGGCCCGGAUGACGUCAUCAUCGACAGCAGUGUCCCUCAUGAUUCGGAGCGUUCAGGGCGCCGUCUCUCCUCGCUGGUUCACGGCGUGCAGAGCCUGAAGCGCCGCCUGGCGGCCCGCCAGCUGACCGCCUCCGACUCGGAGAGGCGCCUCCACAGAGCCUCGGUGGACAGCAGGAGCAGCGACGGCUCGGAGCUGUCCUCGUCCGGGAGUGAGCCGGUGAUGGUGGGCAGCAACCGCAGCUCGCUGCUCUCCAACAUGUCCUCCUCCUCUGAGGACUCUGACGUCGUCUCAUACAGGGGGCCGACGGUGGGCCGCGCGCGCGCCCGCGUCGACUACGUGCCCAGCCCUUACGACCGCGAGGCGCUGCGCUUCAGUCGCGGUGACAUCAUCGACAUCAUCAGCAUGAAUCCGAGCGGCCUGUGGCGCGGCGCGCUGCACGGACGCGUCGGCACGUUCAAGUUCAUCAAUGUGGAGGUGCUGCCGGACGAGGUGGCGCGCCUGCGUGAGGCCGGUGGCGUGCUGCCGCCGCUCAAGACGCGGCCCGUAUCCGUCAAACACCUGCUCGAGGAGCUCGGCGUUUCGGAGUACGCCUCGAUAUUUCAUCUGCACGGGUUUGACAGCGUCGAGGACUUCCACUCGCUGGAGGCGGAGCAGCUCUCCGACCUGGGCAUUGUCGACCCGGAGCACCGCUCCAGCCUGCUGGGCGCCGCCCAGGUGCUCACUGCCGGACCAGACGCGUACGGCGCCGAACCACUGUGCGACUUCAGCCAGCCGCUGCUCUCGGAGCUAAUCCGCGACUCGGGCUGCUACGACGUCUGGCGGCUGACCGAGGAGACCGCCACCAGUGAGGGAGACCCGACCGAGCGGCCGACCUCUCCGGCAGCGGAGGGCGCGCCGCAACCGAACGGCGCGCCCGCAGCCGGUCCGGAGUCCCGACCCGACCUGCCGAGCCCCCGAUCGGACAGAGCCGCGGCAGGAGGAGGCUGAGGAUCGUGCGGAGGAGGUGGGAGAGGAGGAGCGCCAGUAUCCCCCGGAGGAGAGCGCAGCCGCAUCCGCGGCCGGCGCGCCCGAGCAGGACAGUGGGACGCUGCCGGCUGAGGCCGGACAGUGCGCCGCGGCAGAGACCAGUGAGGCGGGAGACCUGGUGCACGCCCAGCCGGCCACCGUGACGCCCGCCGCGUCGGACGCCGCGCGCCAGGCCACUCCGCCACGCGCCGCUGUGGACUUUGCGCGCAAAUUUGAGAGCGCGCGCAGCGUGUUCGAGCCGAACUGUGUGCGCCGCCAGAUUCCGGUCGGAGUCCGCGGUCGGACGCCGGUCGCCGAGUCCGCCGGGGUCGGCGACGAGGUGACCGUGUAGGCGGCGACGGUGGCGCCACUGUCAGCGUUACGUCAGUCACAUGUAACUCCAGUUGGCGCGGCGGCCGCUAGUCUAUGAGGGCGGCGAGCUCUGUGACCGACUGAACUUGCGUUGUCCCACGCUGUCAAUGCUCUCAGCUCAGUGCAGAAAGUUGCCGUGACGUUCAGCGAGUGUGGAAUGCUCUCAGCUAACUUAAUCGGAGGGGACUGUAUUCGAACUGGAGUCUCAUUUAGUCGGUUUUGAGGACUUCGUAUGGGUGUUUUUUGUUUCUUUUCAAUGCAGUCAUGUUUGUGAUUUUUUUUUGCAAAUCUGUGAUAGACUGGACUAAUGGUGUUAUGGUUUUAUGCUCAAUGUUUCACUUUGAGCCAUAAUACCCAUGCAUGCCAAUGUUCGGUAAAGACCCGACAUUUUGUUUGUAUAUCCAUGUUACAACAUUGUAUCCCCUUAGUUGCAAAGCAUCGGUAUUGUCGACAAAGGACACUGACAGCUUAUGACCAUGGUGAAUAUGAUGGGACCGAGUAGCCAUGAUACCCCACGCCCCUUCGUAAAUAUUCCCACAUUCAUAAGCAAACAUCAUACAACCUCUCAACAAGGCAGAUUUUCUUCCAUUACCGCAAAGCCUCGAGUGCCUCGAGCUAAGAGCACUGCAGCGCGCUUGAUGUCCCUAACCAUCUGUGCUACGCCAAUUCAAUGGAACAUCUGUGCUGUUCACUGUUAUCGUUUAAGGGCUCAAACGUCCCUGGUCAGUCUGCAAGGCCACAUAACCACCAUAUACGGCUGACUAUUGUCAGGACGACUUGUGGGACAUGACAGAAUGUGAAAUGUCCUAUACAGAUGUCUCCAAUCCGUGUCAUGGCCGGGACCUGCCAGUGUCACAAGGUGUCGCAACAUGUUGCUUUCUGUUCCUCAGAAUAAUAUGAGGAGCCUACGCACUGUUAUGUAGGUUCACAUGUGAAUACCAGCGUGGUAACUGUAUACAAUAAUGCUAAGUCAUGCGAGGCUGGUGCAGUGUAUUGCUUGUUGGGUUCAUGACUGCAAGUGUAAAUCAUUUGUCAUAUUGUGUCAAUAAAUGUCAGCAAAAUGAA